CAACACCCUGACUGCAGAAAGAGACCAGCUGCAGACCAGAUACAACACCCUGAUCAAAGAGAGAGACCAGCUACAGACCAGAUACAACACCCUGACCAGAGAGAGAGACCAGCUACAGACCAGUUACCACACCCUGACCAAAGAGAAAGACCAGCUACAGACCAGCUACAACACCCUGACCAGAGAGACCAGCUACAGACCAGUUACAACACCCUGACCAAAGAGAGAGACCAGCUACAGACCAGUAACAACACCCUGACCAAAGAGAGAGACCAGCUACAGACCAGUAACAACACCCUGACUGCAGAAAGAGACCAGCUACAGACCAGCAACAACAGCCUGACCAAAGAGAGAGUCCAGCUACAGACCAGUAACAACAGCCUGACCAAAGAGAGAGACCAGCUACAAAAAGACACAGAAUGUCUGAAACAAUCUUUAGUUCAGAAAGUGUGUCCUCAAGGAUGGAAGAAGCUUGGUAGCAGUUGUUACUACGUCUCUACUGAGUACAAAUCCUGGGAGGAGAGCAGACAGGACUGCAGAAAUAGAGGAGCAGACCUGGUGGUUAUCAAAAGCGAAGACGAUCAGACAUUUGUCAAUUGGUUAUGCGGGGUAAAGAACUAUGUCUGGGUUGGUCUGACUGACUCUGUUACUGAGGGGACCUGGAAAUGGGUGGACGACACACCACUGACCACACAGUAUUGGAACAGUGGAGAACCUAAUGGUGGCGUGGCUGAGAACUGUGUGUAUUUCUACUCGUGGUCAUCAGACACAGGAGCUUGGUGGGACUAUGACUGUUCCUAUCAAUACAGAUGGAUCUGUGAGAAGUAG
Molecule: messenger RNA, 828 nt
Organism: Salmo salar (Atlantic salmon)
Lineage: Eukaryota; Metazoa; Chordata; Actinopteri; Salmoniformes; Salmonidae
Source: RefSeq, a predicted model, not a curated record